Capsella rubella is the source of this 1910-nucleotide messenger RNA. RefSeq names its product carotenoid 9,10(9',10')-cleavage dioxygenase 1. Gene Ontology annotation, biological process: carotene catabolic process. The coding region runs from base 64 to 1680 and encodes 538 amino acids. The transcript is spliced from 14 exons. Gene Ontology annotation, molecular function: carotenoid dioxygenase activity. Lineage: Eukaryota; Viridiplantae; Streptophyta; Magnoliopsida; Brassicales; Brassicaceae. Gene Ontology annotation, cellular component: chloroplast stroma. The record is from RefSeq and is a predicted model, not a curated record.
GAGGCGCUCAUAAAUCAUAUAAUCCAAUCCAUCUUCUUCUCUCCCUCUUUGCAGCAAUCAAUCAUGGCGGAGAAGCUCAGUGAUGGGAGCAGCAUCGCCUCCGUCAAUCCCCAACCCUCCAAGGGUUUCUCUUCUAAGCUCGUCGAUCUUCUCGAGAGACUUGUCGUCAAGCUCAUGCACGAUGCUUCUCUCCCUCUCCACUACCUCUCCGGCAACUUCGCUCCCGUGCGUGAUGAAACUCCUCCCGUCAAGGAUCUCCCCGUCCAUGGAUUUCUUCCCGAAUGCUUGAAUGGUGAAUUUGUGAGGGUUGGUCCAAAUCCCAAGUUUGAUCCUGUCGCUGGCUAUCACUGGUUUGAUGGAGAUGGGAUGAUACAUGGGGUCCGCAUCAAAGAUGGGAAAGCGACUUAUGUUUCUCGAUAUGUUAAGACAUCACGUCUUCAGCAGGAGGAGUAUUUCGGAGCUGCCAAAUUCAUGAAGAUUGGGGACCUUAAGGGGUUUUUCGGAUUGCUUAUGGUCAAUAUGCAACAGCUGAGAACGAAACUGAAUAUAUUGGACAGCUCUUAUGGAAUUGGAACUGCUAAUACGGCACUUGUAUAUCACCAUGGAAAACUUCUAGCAUUACAGGAAGCAGAUAAGCCAUAUGUCGUCAAAGUUUUGGAAGAUGGAGACCUGCAAACUCUUGGCAUGAUAGAUUAUGACAAGAGAUUGACCCACUCCUUCACUGCUCACCCAAAAGUUGACCCGGUUACGGGUGAAAUGUUUACAUUCGGCUAUUCGCAUACACCACCUUUUCUCACAUACAGAGUGAUCUCAAAAGAUGGCAUUAUGCAUGACCCAGUCCCAAUUACUAUAUCAGAGCCAGUCAUGAUGCAUGAUUUUGCUAUUACCGAGACUUAUGCAAUCUUCAUGGAUCUUCCUAUGCACUUCAGGCCAAAGGAAAUGGUGAAAGAGAAGAAAAUGAUAUAUUCAUUUGAUUCCACAAAAAAGGCUCGUUUUGGUGUUCUUCCCCGCUAUGCCAAGGAUGAACUCAUGAUUAGAUGGUUUGAGCUUCCCAACUGCUUUAUAUUCCACAACGCCAAUGCUUGGGAAGAAGAGGAUGAAGUCGUCCUCAUUACUUGUCGUCUUGAGAAUCCAGAUCUGGACAUGGUCAGCGGAAAAGUGAAAGAAAAACUUGAAAAUUUUAGCAAUGAACUGUACGAAAUGAGAUUCAACAUGAAAACGGGCUCAGCUUCUCAGAAAAAACUGUCGGCAUCUGCGGUUGAUUUCCCCAGAAUCAACGAGUGCUACACCGGCAAGAAACAGAGAUAUGUAUAUGGAACAAUUCUGGACAGUAUUGCAAAGGUCACAGGAAUUAUCAAGUUUGAUCUGCAUGCAGAAGCUGAGACAGGGAAAAAAAUGCUGGAAGUAGGAGGCAAUAUCAACGGAAUAUAUGAUCUGGGACAUGGCAGAUAUGGUUCAGAGGCUAUAUAUGUCCCGCGUGAGCCAGCAGAAGAAGACGACGGUUACUUGAUAUUCUUUGUUCAUGAUGAAAACACAGGGAAAUCAUGUGUGAAUGUGAUAGAUGCAAAAACAAUGUCGGCUGAACCUGUGGCAGUAGUGGAGCUGCCGCAUAGGGUCCCAUAUGGCUUCCAUGCCUUGUUUGUUACAGAGGAACAACUCCAGGAACAAACUCUUAUAUAACCCAUGCUGUGUGCAUACAUGCAUAAUACUUGAGAGACAGAUGCGUAAGUUAGGGUAAAACUGGGGGAAACUGGAUAAUACCAUUAUUACUGUUACGUACAUACUAUGGCUUUAUGUAUUCAUUCUACUGCAUCGUUUGCAUUUCAUCAUGAAUACAUUCUACUGCCUCGUUUCUCUUUACAUAAAUUUACAUUUCAUUCUCUAAUAUCAACAAGGUUUCUUCUAGCUUA